AUGGGUCACCUACUGUCUCGAGAGUCUGACGUUAGCAAAGAAGACAAGUCGAAGAGAAAAGAAGAGGAGUCUGUUUUGAGUUGGCUUCGAUUCAAUCUCAAGUGUCGUUCAACAACGGUGAAAGGAGAAACUUUGGACUUCUUUGUUGGGUCUAGGGCGGUAGAUAGGCUACUAGAGUCGCCGUGGACGAACAAGAGUGUCUCUGCUUCUCGACAUAGACCACACUUUCCUCAGAGAAGUGCUGCAGUUAAAUUCUUGAAGAGGAAAUUGGAUGAAGGAUAUUUCUAUCGUGGACUAAAAGUUGAGAAGAAAGGUAAAGGUGCAGUGGAGGAACCAGAGGAGAAGUCGGUGAAACAACGGAAAGGAGGAAAGAAAGAGACAGAAAAGCAGGAGGAGAAAGAGACAAAAAGGAAAGGCAACAGAAAUGAAGACAAGGAGGUCGAUGUACCAAAGUCAAAACGGAAAUACACACUUGAAAUUCAUUCUGAACAAGAAUUCAUCGAUGACUAUGAUGUGUAUGUGUGGAAGUACAAUCCUACAACUUCUCGGACAUACAUCAUCGGUGUUGUGCUAGUUGUUGGUGGUCUUGCUGUGUCUUUAUUUCCUGUGUGGCCAUCUCAAGGACGAUUUAUUGUUUGGUAUCUCUCAAUGGCUGGACUUGGAGUUCUAGGACUCUUCUUUUCAACUGUUCUAUUGCAGCACAUCCUAUUUUGGUGUGUUUGGUUGUUCACUCAUGGGACUCAUCAUUUUUGGAUCUUUCCCAACUUGACAGAAGAUGUUGGUGUUUUGGAGUCUUUUAAGCCAGUGUAUAGCUUUGAGUAUAAAGGAGAUGAUGAUGAUGAUAACGAAGAAAAUGAAGAUGGCGACGAAAAGGCACACAGUCAGGAGGAAGAUGAGAUGGAUGGGAAGGAUGAAGAGACAGAACAGGUUGAUAUAUACGGAAAAAAGUUGGAUGAUCAUGAAAAUGACAGAAAUACGAGUGAACAAAGCCAGAUUAGCAGUGCAGAAGACCACGAAUAUAGAACCGAAGAUACGACUGAUCAGUAGUCUCUAUACUUUUCUAUACAUUAGUUAUUUGUUAUUUAUCCCAGCUUUGGGAAAGCGUUGUUAUGUUGAACUCAGUGCACUGCUUUAUGGAUAGCUGGAUUGGACAUGAAAGUGCUCUUGAACUAACUAAGUUUGUGACUGCA
This is a messenger RNA of Corticium candelabrum, 1190 nucleotides long. RefSeq names its product translocation protein SEC62-like. The transcript has 7 exons. NCBI's taxonomy places the organism in Eukaryota, Metazoa, Porifera, Homoscleromorpha, Homosclerophorida, Plakinidae. Gene Ontology annotation, cellular component: endoplasmic reticulum membrane; endoplasmic reticulum. The record is from RefSeq and is a predicted model, not a curated record. Bases 1 to 1047 code for a protein of 348 amino acids. Gene Ontology annotation, biological process: post-translational protein targeting to membrane, translocation.